Molecule: messenger RNA, 2935 nt
Organism: Sorex fumeus (smoky shrew)
Lineage: Eukaryota; Metazoa; Chordata; Mammalia; Eulipotyphla; Soricidae
Gene: PRPF38A
Product: pre-mRNA processing factor 38A
Exons: 10
Coding region: 66-1004 (312 amino acids)
Cellular component (GO): precatalytic spliceosome
Source: RefSeq, a predicted model, not a curated record
GGUUUCUCCGCUCGCCGUGACGUCUUAAAGGGCUCGACGGAAGUUGGCGCGGAAGCUGUUCCAAGAUGGCGAACCGCACGGUGAAGGAUGCGCACAGCAUCCACGGCACCAACCCUCAGUAUCUGGUGGAGAAGAUCAUUCGGACGCGAAUCUACGAGUCCAAGUACUGGAAAGAAGAGUGCUUCGGGCUCACGGCUGAACUUGUAGUUGAUAAAGCCAUGGAGUUAAGGUUUGUCGGUGGUGUCUAUGGAGGCAACAUAAAGCCAACUCCUUUCCUGUGUUUGACACUGAAGAUGCUACAGAUCCAGCCCGAGAAGGAUAUCAUUGUAGAAUUUAUAAAAAAUGAAGAUUUCAAGUAUGUCCGCAUGCUGGGUGCACUUUACAUGAGACUGACAGGCACUGCCAUUGAUUGCUACAAGUACUUAGAGCCUCUCUACAAUGACUACAGAAAAAUCAAGAGUCAGAACCGUAAUGGGGAGUUUGAACUGAUGCAUGUAGAUGAGUUUAUUGAUGAACUACUGCACAGCGAGAGAGUCUGUGAUAUCAUUCUGCCUCGGCUACAGAAACGCUACGUGCUAGAGGAAGCUGAGCAAUUGGAGCCUCGGGUUAGUGCUCUGGAAGAAGACAUGGAUGACGUGGAAUCCAGUGAAGAAGAGGAAGAGGAGGAUGAGAAGUUGGAGAGAGUGCCAUCACCUGAUCACCGCCGGAGAAGCUACCGAGACUUAGACAAGCCCCGGCGCUCUCCCACUCUGCGCUAUAGGAGGAGUAGAAGCAGGUCUCCUAGAAGACGGAGUCGAUCUCCCAAGAGGAGGAGUCCCUCCCCUCGACGAGAAAGGCAUCGGAGCAAGAGCCCAAGACGUCACCGAAGCAGAUCCCGAGAUAGACGCCACAGAUCCCGCUCCAAGUCCCCAGGUCAUCACCGUAGUCAUAGACAUAGAAGUCAUUCAAAGUCUCCUGAAAGAUCUAAGAAAAGCCAUAAGAAGAGUCGAAGAGGGAAUGAAUAAUGGAUUCUGUUUGUUUUUAAUCCAAAUGACUUCCUAUGGAAUUGAAGGAGUCGGUCUAUGUGGAAGAAUUAAGAACUACUCCAUAGGCAGCAACUUUUUUAACCAAGUUUCUCACUUUUUUUUUCUUCAGGGGAAAGAGGUGGUGAGGUGCUUGUUAUUAUAAUUGGGAUUUUUUGUUGUUGUUGUUGUUACUGGUAUUGGGGCCAUACCCAGCAGCGGUGCUCAGAGCUUAUUCCUGUCUCUGUGCUCUGUGAUCACUCCUGGAGGGGUUCAAUGGACCAUAUGGUGUACCAGGAUCAAAGCUGCUUGCAAAGCAAGUGCCUGCCCACUAUAUUACUCCUAGCUCUGGUGCUGAGGUUUUUAAUUCAUUAAAUAAGGGUUAUCCCUUAUUUAAGGAAGGGCUGCUUUUGGCACCAACCUUGAACUUUACUGAGAUUUGAGGAUAGAAUUUCCAACGUGGAGGGUAAGACUGAACAAGGAAGAGAUGUGGUCACCACGUGAUUCUUUCAUUAUUAAUAUGACAUACCCAUAUCCCACUUUUCUAUACUUCGAGUUUUUGCUUCUUUCUGAGAAAAAUGUAUUUGUAUUGCUGUUGUUAUUAGAUUCAGGCAUCAAAUAAAUAGUAGCUCCUACUUUUUUUUUUCAGUAGCGAUUAACUGGAAAUAAAAGCUGAUUAGCUGCAGCGUGGAGAGAAAAUAUAGGAGGCACUUGACUUUAGCGUAUGGCCAACCCAGUUUGAUCCCCAGCAGCAUAUAUAGUCCCGAACCACCAGUGAUAUUUCCUCAGCAGAGCGACGAAUAACUUCUAGCACCCAAACAAAGAACAUUAAAGAAAAAGAUACCCCCUGGAUGAUCUUGUUCAAGAAGCAGCAAAAUUUAAUACCCAUUAUAUAGGAUUCCCAUACUGAGUUUCUUUUUACCUAGAAGUCUUGAUUUCCAAGUUGUGGUGUUCAUGUUUUUCCUAAAGCAGUGUCAUCCAAGUCUAGUCAACAGCAGCAGGGCAACAAAACUGGAAAGGCUUGAGAAAAAUAGUAGUAUGAAUCACGGUCUUGACCUCAACUACCGCACAACAGUAGUGCUAGCUACAGUCAUAAAUUUUAGUGGGAAGAGACUAGGAGCGGGUGUUAAGAGUUUCAGUGAUAAUGAAAACGAUGUGUUCGAUGUAAAAAAUGCUGAGUCAAGAGUUUGGGGAUAAUGCUCGGCGACACAGAGCGCUGGCCUUGUUCGUGAGCCCCUUGGAUCCAUCUCCAGCACCUAAGGGAAUGAUAAAUUUGCAGCAGUCAGUCAGCCAGAUAAGGCUAGGCAAUUAGAAAUGAGGGCUGGAGUGCAGCAUAGACCUGAAUUGAUAAUGUUUAGGUAAUUAUUGCAGAUGGAGAAUUCAUUAAGAUCCUAUGCCAGGGAGAAUCUUGAGGGUCAGAGAGUGCAGGGGUUAAAGCACUUGCCUUGCAUGUAAUACAGAUUGAUCUCUGGCACUGUGUGUGCCCCAGAACACAAGUCAUACCUCUGCUCCACUCCUCAGAAAAAGAUUUCAGAGGCGAAUGAGUAUUUUUUUUUCCUCCCUGAAAGUACUAUUUGAAUCUGGUCUAAGAAUACAGAGCAAAAUGAACUCUCCAAUGGGUACAGAUAAUCACGGAAUAGGAAUUUUUGCUAAAAAUUUCAUUUGUCCAACUUUACUCUUUUAAAAAGAGAAAAGUAAUUAAAUAAUUUCUCAGUAAUCCAACUACACCAGCAGUUCAUGUCCCAGCAAUAACCCUGAAGAACUGCCAAUAGGUUUCAGUUUGAUAAGUCAUACUGAUCAGAGGAUAAACAUUCUAUCUCACUUGGCUACUAAAAAACUUUUGCAGAAAUAUUAAAGCAUUUUGGGGGAUAUCUGUUUCAUAUUCUUCCAUGACUGACUGAUAAUAUGUGACCUAAUAAAAGAUGUUCCUAAGA